UCCUCGUAACGAACACAAGCUCUCCUCGAUCUCCUUGUGAUAAUUAACCAUGGAAACCCUUCACUACUUGGGUCUCUUACUCUCUUUUGUUAUUGUCACCUACAAACUGCUCUUCCAAAACAAGAAUGGUAAGCAGUACAAGAACCUCCCUCCGAGCCCUCCCGGUGCACUUCCCAUAAUAGGCCAUUUUCUCACUUUGAAGAAACCCGUCCACGAGGGUUUAUACAAUCUCUGCACCAAAUAUGGGCCUAUACUCUAUCUCCGAUUAGGUCCACGACCGGCUCUUGUCGUCGGUAGCCAUGAGGUCAUCGAGGAAUGCCUGACCAAGCAUGACCUCAAUUUUGCCACACGUCCCAUCUUUCUCUCCAAAAAGCUUGUCACCUACGACUUCACCACCCUCGGUUACACCCCCUACGGCCAGCACUGGCGCAAUCUCCGCCGCCUCACCACCCUCGAAAUAUUGUCUAAUACUCGUAUGCAGAUGACUUCCUAUAUCCGGGUGGAGGAGGUCCGGAAGCUUACCAAGAAUCUGUAUGAUAACUUCCUCAAAGCGGGUGUUUCAAAGGCCAACAUGAAGUCUUUCUUUUACAUGUUCACGUUUAAUACUGUGAUAAAGAUGCUAUCAGGGGAGAGAUAUUUUGGUGAGGAUGACAUGGGUUCUGCGAAAGGGAAGGGUAGAUUGGAGGAUCUAAUGAAGAUAUUCUGUUCGAGUGAGGGCAUCAACUUGAGUGAUUUCUUCCCAAUGUUGAGGUGGUUGCCGUUUUACAGAGUGGAGAAGAAGAUGAUGAAAGACCACAAAAAGAGGGAUGCUUUCUUGCAGGGAUUCGUUGAGGAUCAAAGGAAGAUGAGAGCAGCUAAUCCUAAUCGGGUCACUGUUAAGGACAAGAGACCAAUCAUCGAUGUCUUGUUGUCGUUGCAAGAAACAGAUCCUGAAUUCUGCACCGACGAGGUCAUCAAGGGGAUUAUACUGGUAAUGUUAACGGCAGGAACAGACACGACAGCUCAGGCAGCAACGUACGCAGCGCAAGAUCUGGUAGCUCAUCCAGAGUGCUUGAAGAAGGCAAGGGAAGAGAUCGACUCUGUUGUCGGAACAUCUCGUCUCAUCGAAGACGCGGAUCUUAACAAACUCCCAUACCUAAACUGCUUGGUGAACGAGUCACUUAGAUUGGGUCCCGCAGCUCCGAUGCCACUCCCACAUCUCAACAUGGAGGAUUGCACAGUCGGAGGCUACGACGUUCCUAAAGGCACCAUGUUAUUUGUGAACAUAUGGGCUUUGCACAGAGAUCCUAGUCUGUGGGAGGACCCUUACGCCUUCAAGCCAGAGAGAUUCCUUGGAUACGAAGGUGAUCAGAAAGCAGGGCUAAAGUUUAUACCAUUUGGAGCAGGAAGAAGACAGUGCCCAGGCAUCACUAUGGGGACAAGAGUCAUGGCCAUCGCUUUGGGGACACUGAUCCAGUGCUUCGAUUGGGAAAAGCCACAAGGAGAAUACGCCAACGAAAUUAUAUUCACUCCUCGUCAGCCUCUCACCGCUGCACUUUCCCACCUAUGAAUGAAGAGAAUCGAAGUAAACUAUAUAUAUAUAUCAUAUCUAUCUGCGUGUGUGUGCACACUGCACACUAGCUAGUUUAAUAUAAUGCAUCUGCAAAUAAUGCAAAUAAAUAUGUAUAAUUAUCUUUGAAUUAUUUCCGCGUGCUCAUAAUAAUACGUCAUUUUUUGUUGUU
Tripterygium wilfordii is the source of this 1721-nucleotide messenger RNA. RefSeq names its product cytochrome P450 81Q32-like. Gene Ontology annotation, molecular function: oxidoreductase activity, acting on paired donors, with incorporation or reduction of molecular oxygen; heme binding; iron ion binding. The record is from RefSeq and is a predicted model, not a curated record. Lineage: Eukaryota; Viridiplantae; Streptophyta; Magnoliopsida; Celastrales; Celastraceae. The transcript has 2 exons. The coding region runs from base 50 to 1549 and encodes 499 amino acids.